This is a messenger RNA of Geodia barretti, 171 nucleotides long. The record is from the annotation of a GenBank genome assembly. Lineage: Eukaryota; Metazoa; Porifera; Demospongiae; Tetractinellida; Geodiidae.
CUAGUGCAGUGCUUGAUACAGAAAUUACCAGUGAGUGAUCAGGUACAGCGCAAAUCAGGGCUCAGAGAGGUCUGCUCCAGGAAUAUCGGCUGGAGACAACCCAUACGCGAAGGACCUCACGUUUCUCGUGAACGGUAAGUGCUACGCUCUCGGCUCGAAGUACUACCGGUA